This is a messenger RNA of Eruca vesicaria subsp. sativa (arugula), 611 nucleotides long. NCBI's taxonomy places the organism in Eukaryota, Viridiplantae, Streptophyta, Magnoliopsida, Brassicales, Brassicaceae. The record is from the annotation of a GenBank genome assembly.
AUAGAUCCAGAAAAAAAUCCUCAGCAAAACAAAAGUUAAAAAGACAUGAAACAACAACGUUACUUGGUCCUCUUCUUCUUUGUCCUUUUCAGCUUUCUCCUGUUUGCGAAUCUAAGUGAAGGAAGAUCAGGAGGAGUUGCAGAAGAGUAUUGGAAGAAGAUAAUGAAGAAUGAGCCAUUACCUGAACCAAUCAAAGAGCUUCUCAACAAUCCAUUUAGGACAGGAGAAGAUAGGUUUGUCAAGGAUUUCAAAACAAAAUCUAUCGUCAUCAUCUACCACAAUCCUAAUGUAUGAUUAAUUAAAUCUCACAUUUAUAUAUAUAAGGCUCUGUGUAUGUAUGUAUCGGUUUGUACAUGCAUGCAUAUGUGUGUAUUAAUUAAGGAAAGAUCAGCCGCUUGAGUUGUUAGAUUAUGUUAGGUGUGUUUUCCAUAGUGAUGAAACGUAAACCCUAGCGAUAAGGGAUUUAAAAAAAAAAAACUUUAAUGUGAGUCAUUGUGUGGUAAUGGACUUCACGUUGUUUGUCUGGAUGUAUAAAAUUAAUCGACGGUGCGUCUUGUGUGUCUUUCAUAUAUAUUUUGUACUAUAUGAAUAUAAGGAAUUUUCAAUAUCUC